Messenger RNA from Dichotomopilus funicola, 450 nucleotides. RefSeq lists its product as uncharacterized. The coding region runs from base 1 to 450 and encodes 149 amino acids. Lineage: Eukaryota; Fungi; Ascomycota; Sordariomycetes; Sordariales; Chaetomiaceae. The record is from RefSeq and is a predicted model, not a curated record. The transcript is spliced from 2 exons.
AUGGACCGACCGCGCGACUUGGUGCGGCGCGACUCCGACGGCCAGACUUUCAUUAUCCCAGCUUCACAGCUUGCUGGGCCCGAUGAUCCGACGCCAUGGCCGCGACAGUUCACACUCAUUGCGCGGAGCGUUAUGGCGAUAAUGGAACUGGUCACGAUUGGUUAUUUGGGAUACUAUACACAUAUUAUGCGGAAUCACGGUCGGGAUGCGAGACCUGGGCUCGGGUUCGUUGGGGUCAUAUUGGCCCUGAUCAAUGAUGUCCUAGUCACCUACGUUGCGACUGUCCAACGGUAUACGGCGCAAAGAAACUGUUACGCCACCAUGAUAGAUAUCCUGUCUGCGUCACUCGCUUGUGGCGGGGCCGCUAUUGUUGGCUGGGUGGUGUCGGUCCCGUCGGAUCCGUGGUUUGAACAGCAUAACACGGCGGGGAACUUGCUCAUGGGUGUGUAG